Neomonachus schauinslandi (Hawaiian monk seal) is the source of this 2104-nucleotide messenger RNA. RefSeq names its product chondroitin sulfate proteoglycan 4-like. The record is from RefSeq and is a predicted model, not a curated record. The coding region runs from base 1 to 1122 and encodes 373 amino acids. NCBI's taxonomy places the organism in Eukaryota, Metazoa, Chordata, Mammalia, Carnivora, Phocidae. The transcript has a single exon.
AUGGCCUCAGAGGACCAGCUGUAUUUCUCACUAUUUACACCAGAAAGCAAUCUGACAGGACAAACACUGAACAUCAGGGUGCAGCCUUUACUGCAGGUUACGUCAAACCUGACCAUCGCCAACAGGGAGGUUUAUCAGCUGAGAAGAAAGGACCUUGAUGCGACUGAGCUUGCUAAUAGGACUAACAGUGAUCCCAAAUUUGAAGUGACCGAACUCCCUGUCCAUGGAAGACUUGUACGAAGAGUGGGCCGAGGCACGGCAAUGGAAAACGCUACUCUAUUCACUCAGAGGGACAUUGACCAAGGGUUGUUGAUGCUUCAUCCACAUGCCAACCUAACAGGCAUUGAUAUGCUGAAUGACUCCUUCACUUUCUUGCUCAGGGCAGACCAUGUGCAGCCAGCAAUAGGUCAUCUACCCUUCACCAUAGUGCCACCUGACCCCUUAUGUUUGCAAACCUUUACCCCUGAUGUUUCUUUCUUAGUCACUGCAGAUAACCUUGUGACUUCAGAUCUCUCUCAGGAAAAGCCCGUGGUUUCCUCAGGACCCACAGCAAAGACAGAAACUCUAGGGAAGCUGACCCAGACCAGGCAGCAGGAAGCAAGUCCCUGGGGACAAGACCGUGGUGAAGGGUCUACUCUGGAUGGCAAAGCUUCUCCAACCAGGGUCAUUUGGCCACCAGACACAACCAACGCCAGUCCUGAGGCACCCACCCAGCCCAGGGAGAGCAGUUAUCCCCUGAUGGUCAUUGUACCCUUGGCUGUGGUGGUCUUCCUUCUGAUAAUAACUGCAGUGGCCUUGUGUGUCUGGCUGCUGGGCCAGAAGGUAGAAAAGACAAAACCUCUUACCAAGUCUCAGACCAGUCUUGAACCUACAACCCCAGGUCCUAGGCCAGAAAGGAGCAUAACUGUUCCCACUGUCACAGUGACACCCCUUCUAAAAAGCUCCAGAAGUCCCCCAGUCAGUCUUUUCAGGGACCCACAAAGUGAGCAAAUGGCUUCUCCAGCCACUGAGCCAGUGGAGAAAUGUGCUCCUUGGGAGACGUGGAUGAGUCUGGAUCCCGAUAUGGUCAAGUUCUGCCGACAAACCAACCCAACACUGAAGCACAACCAGUAUUGGGUGUAGACCGAGGGCUUUUGUUCCUGAUUGACCACCUACUAUACUGGGAUAGACACUGGGAUACAAAGGCAAAGAAAUGUUGGUUGGAUCAACUGAGAAAAGCCUGGCCCUGCCAGUCAGUCAUUCGGUGCUCAGUUAUGGCCCCAUGGUUAGAUGUGGGCGAAUGUUUACUGUAACUCGUACAACACUCAUCUGAUGGGCUCUCCACAAUGAGCUCUGUCUGCCUUCUUCUGGACCUGACUCUGAGUAUAAGAUUUUAUCAAUAUUUAAAUCCUUUAUCAAGGUGCUACCAAACAUGCUGGUCCAACUGGAAACAGCAGUAUUAACUUGGGUGCUAAAGUUAAUGGAGGAAGCCUUUGGAUAUUUUCCACUAAGAAUUCACUCUCUCUAAGUGAGUCAGCAAGGAAAUGCAGGAACUGUUUCAGCAAGCAGAAAAGGUAAUUUAUCAAAUCAGCGAGUUUGUUCCUAGUGUGUUUCUGUAAUGUCUUUUCCUCUUUGGGGUCUCCAGGUUUGACUUCCUAGGGCAGGAAAGGCCUUGGUGCUCCAGAUAGUAGGACAGUCUGACCCCCUUUGAAGGUAUUCACUGAGCAUAUUGUGUUUCAUCAAGAGGCUUCAUCUAUUCUGAUUUGUAAAAUCAAGCCUCUGGUACAAGUGUGAUUUGAAGCCCUAAAAUAUAGAAAAGUUUAUUAAAUAUUUUGUGAUGCCUCAAUUUGGCUUAACUUUCCAAUGAAUUGAAAUAAUGGCAAGUUUGUAUUUGACUUGUCUAGUUGAGCCUACCGUUGGCAGAUUCAAGCUUCAGUUUCUAUAAUUGUACAAUGAAGGUAUCAGUACUUGUUUUAGUUAAGAAUGCUUUAAGUUGCAAAUCACAAGACGUUAGCUAUGAGUGGUUGAGAUUGGGGAUUGGUAAACUGUAUCUAUGCAGGGCCACAUAGUAAAUAUUUAAGAAUUUGUGGGCCCCAUAUGGCUGUUUAUUUUUAACAACCUUUGU